AUGAGACUUCCAAUAAACGCAGUCUGGGAUCGAGAGGUUGUCUAUGAGUGCAUUUGGAGCCUUCUUUGUGAAAUCGAGGGAUGGAAUCGAAAGGCUAGAAAAGAGGAGAAGAUCACCCGAAUCCUCAUGAUCUUGGCGACUGGAGUUGGACGAGUCAGUAAGGAGCGGUGGGCUUCGCAGACAGUUCUGGCAAUGAAGCACUUCGUGGACGCGUUGGAACGGCCGCAGCGUUGGAGCGCAUUGGAGUGGGCGGAUAUUGGUGAUGAUGCUCUGGAGGUACAGAGGACCUGGCAGCCAGGCUCCAAAUAA
Monascus purpureus is the source of this 309-nucleotide messenger RNA. Lineage: Eukaryota; Fungi; Ascomycota; Eurotiomycetes; Eurotiales; Aspergillaceae. The record is from the annotation of a GenBank genome assembly.